UCUGUGGGGUGGACUUCCGGAGGCGGUAGUUCAGCAAGAUGGCGUCGCGGGCCAAGCGCCGCGCUGUGGUCGAGGCGGUGGGGAACGGCAGCGGGUCUGGGUCUGGAUCCGAAUCGGGGGGAGAGACCGGGUCCGGUGGAGAGUCCGAUGGAAGCGGCGACAGCUCCGAGCUGGACCUGCAGCAGGAAGUACAAGUAGAUUUUGAAGCGCACGCUAUAUCUGACGGCGAUUGCAAUGGAAUUAAGAGACUGUUACAGCAGUUAUUUCUCAAGGCCAGCAUGAAUAUCUCGGAAUUAGCUGAUACCAUCAUACAGCAAAAUUAUGUUGGAAGUGUUAUUCGGCAAGCUGAAAUUUUUGAUGAAAAUGACGAGGGUGACGAAGGUGACGAGGGUGGUAUUUUUGGAUUUAUCACAGUUGUAAAUCUGACUGAAGGAAAGGGAACUGAAUCAGUAGAACAGAUUAAAGAUUUGGUUCUGAGCAAGUGCAAGACCAAUCAUCAGACGGCAGCUGAGCAGCUGGAAAAAAUACUAAAUGACAACAGCAAGCCUGUGAACAUUCUCAUCAGUGAGCGCUUCAUUAAUGUGCCACCUCAGAUCGCUCUGCCCCUGCACAAACAACUCCAAGCAGAGUUGGUUGACGCCCAGAAGACUGGUAAAUCUUGUGGCAAGUGUCAUUAUUACCUUAUCAUCAGCAAGGCCUGUGUUGAAGUUGCAAAGAAAAAGCCAAAUCAAAAGGGCAAACCGAAAGAAGAUUUAAUGUUUGCAAAUGCAGAAGACGAGUUCUUUUAUGAGCAAUCUACCCUGAAAUUCAGCUACAGCGUGGAAAAUGAGUGUGACAGCUGUCUCUCUGGACGAUGGUCAUUUGAUGACGUUCCCAUGAAACCUCUUCGUGUUGUGAUGCUAAUUCCUGCUGACCGUUUAAAUGCAGUUAUGGAUAAACUCAAAGAAUACUUAUCUGUAUAAACAAUAUUUCAAAAUACUUUACAUUGAUAUGGUUUUAAUGAACAAAUAAAAUUUGUUUUUUAGACAAAAGAAUAUUAAACGUUUACAAAGUAAA
Messenger RNA from Leucoraja erinaceus (little skate), 1056 nucleotides. It is a transcript of the gene bccip, whose product is annotated as BRCA2 and CDKN1A interacting protein. The coding region runs from base 39 to 962 and encodes 307 amino acids. The record is from RefSeq and is a predicted model, not a curated record. Gene Ontology annotation, cellular component: nucleus. The transcript is spliced from 7 exons. NCBI's taxonomy places the organism in Eukaryota, Metazoa, Chordata, Chondrichthyes, Rajiformes, Rajidae.